Cannabis sativa is the source of this 589-nucleotide messenger RNA. RefSeq lists its product as uncharacterized. The transcript is spliced from 3 exons. Lineage: Eukaryota; Viridiplantae; Streptophyta; Magnoliopsida; Rosales; Cannabaceae. The coding region runs from base 93 to 473 and encodes 126 amino acids. Gene Ontology annotation, molecular function: cysteine-type peptidase activity. Gene Ontology annotation, biological process: proteolysis. The record is from RefSeq and is a predicted model, not a curated record.
GAUUAUUGCCCCCUACAACAAUUAGUAAGUAAAUUUAAAAUUUAUAGUUUCAUAAUUUAUGGUUAAUCUGACAUGUUUGUUUGUGUAGUAAUAUGUAUCAUUGGAUGGUUGUACUUAUCCAACCAAGUACACAUACAGUAGCGUACUUGGAUUCCAACAAUGGAUAUGUACCAGAAGAUUUAAAAUACAUUGUUAACACGUCGCUCAACAUAGUUAAUAAAAGCUUAACUAACCGCAAUGACCGUCCCAUUGAGUGGAUAACUCCGAUAUGUCCACAACAACCAGACAGGAAGCAAUGUGGAUAUUAUGUCAUGAAAUUUAUUGAGAGUUUCAUGAACGAAGAAGAUCCAAUACGCCGAGUGAGAGAAAUGGGUAAGAGCGAUCCGUACUCAAAUGACGAGAUGAAUAUUUUGCGUGAUCAGUGGAUUGAAUAUGUUCGAGCACAAGCAGUGCGACAAGGGCUUUUACAAUGAUCAGUUUCUGUUUUUGUUUAUACUUUAUCCUAACUAAUUAGUGACAAUAUACAGUAAAAAUUAAUUAAUGUAGGGAAAAUUUUACUAUGUAAAACAGGAUCUGUUUAAGUUUCACU